UAGUCCGGUAUUGCACAAUCAUGAGCAGCUUCAAUAUAUUCUUAAUUUAGCAACCGAAGUUGUCAGUUGAUUGUGAAAUGCAACAUAAACACUAUAUAUACCCAUGUCAAGCAAUAUUUAUCACAUGUAAGAUGUGAAGGGUUGGAACUUAUUAGAUUUGAGUUUUUAACUUCUAAAUUAGCAAGAUGACAAAUUUGUCGGAAACAGAAAUUUUAGCACUUUGUGAAGGAGAAGCACUGCGAUUGUGUGAGAAAACCACCAUUAUUGAGACCAUAAUCUCACUGACCAAACACAACAGUGCACGUGUAAGGCAGAGAGCACUAAAGGAAAUGUGUCCGUGCAGAGUAAAGGAAGAUCUGUCCGACUUCUGGAACAGAGUGAUGGAAAUGAUAGAUGACGAGUCGGCCACUGUCAGAUACCAGGUCAUGCACACACUCUGUGAUGGUUCACCAUCUCACAUGGAGGACAAUGUUGCCGACGCCUUAGACAUCUUCAACAACGAUGCUGACAAGAAAAUCAGAAGGAAAGCCCAUCAAGUCUUGACCACUUACAGGAGAACUGGAAAGUGGAACGUCAUGUAAACUGCAUAGCAAGGGUUGCUAUGUCAACAUUCAUUCAACUGUUGUGGAGAUAAGGAAUUGUUCAAGUUGUAGAGUUCUCAUUGACUGUGUUGUUGAAGGUUGUGCUAUGUAACAGUGUCAACGUGAUAUAAAGUUAAACUGUGCAAUAAACUGGACAUAAAAUUAAACUGUAGUGUGAAAGAAAAUUAAUUUCCAAGUAGACACAUUCUUUUUAUCUAAUGUUUGGAAUCUCUAAAAAAAAACUUUGUUACUUUUAUAAAUUUCAUGAAAUUAAUAAUUAAAUCAAAGCUGAAGCUA
Ruditapes philippinarum (Manila clam) is the source of this 878-nucleotide messenger RNA. RefSeq lists its product as uncharacterized. Bases 186 to 581 code for a protein of 131 amino acids. The transcript is spliced from 3 exons. The record is from RefSeq and is a predicted model, not a curated record. NCBI's taxonomy places the organism in Eukaryota, Metazoa, Mollusca, Bivalvia, Venerida, Veneridae.